Penicillium cataractarum is the source of this 1086-nucleotide messenger RNA. Its product is annotated as F-box domain protein. The transcript has a single exon. The coding region runs from base 1 to 1086 and encodes 361 amino acids. The record is from RefSeq and is a predicted model, not a curated record. NCBI's taxonomy places the organism in Eukaryota, Fungi, Ascomycota, Eurotiomycetes, Eurotiales, Aspergillaceae.
AUGUCGUCGCUGGAACGUCUCCCCACUGAACUGCUGGAUCUGAUCAUCUCCUACUUGGAUAUAGAGCCUCCAUCAUACACCCAACUGCAUCCUGAACCAGAUCCAAACAUUACAGUUGUCGAACAUACAUCUCUAAAGCAUUUGUACCAGUCAUGCUCCUGCCUCGCCACCUUAGUGCGGCCCUAUCUCUUCGCUCAUGCUCGCGUGGUACUUGACUAUGAGCCCUCGGAAUUCUACUCAUUCGUACGAGAAUGGAACUUGGCUCGAUAUAUAAAAUCCAUCACCGUGCUCGUGUCGGAUAAAGAUCUUCCACGACAAGUCACCGGCAUCUGGUUAAAUAAGAUUUUCGAGUGCAUCGAUCCUCUACGGAUUACCAUCCUCGCGCCGCCAAGGAUCAUUGGGGAGGCAUUGCAGACCCCGAUAGACGAGCAACAUGGCUGGGCAUUUGAUAUCGACCAGCAGAUCUUGCAACUCGAAAAGAGCAGCUACGGCAACGUAUCCGGCUAUCAACCCCCUCCAUCUGAAAACGUACUCUGUGCUCGCCCAUGGACAUCCUUAUCCUUCAACGAGGGGUCCUCUCUGAAAGCCUACAAUCAUUACGAGUACUUUUCCUCACACGUCCCUUCAUUCCUGAGCCAAUGGGGGCAUGAAGAUCCCCCGAUGCAGCUCCCGGCCGAGAUGCACGACUCCUUCGGUGGAAUAGAAUCCUUGAGCUACACGGCAAUCUUUCCAUUCUACAACCACGUGGAAAACGUGAACAUUGUAAUGAGAUUGAUGCCGCGUCUCCGCGUCGUGACUGUCCAAUUAGCCCCAGACGAGAAUAAUCAUGCCACUGAGCUGGAACAGCGCGGCUCGAUGGAUCCCAAUGAUCCAUGGAUGGAAUUGGAAUCGGCUUAUUCGAUUCUUGGGUUCAAUAUCCAGGCUAAGAGUUCCGUGGAGGAAUUUCGCAGCCGGGACUUUCAUGUAGAAGCAGUACGACCGGACCUAGAAAGUGCUUUGAGGGAGCAAUUGGCAGGCUGGACUCAUGAUGAUCGGGGGAAUUGGAGAAGGCCGCCGUCUGGGGAGACCUCUUCGAUCUUAAAUUAG